CAUGCUCCAACAGCGGAGUAAAGCCAGUCAACACAACUGCCAGCAUGGCAGCAAAACACUUCUACCGACAAGGCUUUUUAUUACUUUUAUUUAACUUUAUUUCAACCGCAGUCUUUGAGAAAAGGUUCUCAGACUUUAAAAGAUGCGCCGAUGAGGAGUGCAGCAUGCUUCUGUGUCGGGGAAAAGCUGUGAAAGAUUUCUCUGGACCUGAUUGUCGGUUUCUGUCGUUCAAGAAAUCUGAAACAGUUUACGUAUACUACAAGCUGUCAGGAAGAAGGGCUGACAUAUGGGCUGGAAGUGUCGGAAGUCACUUUGGCUAUUUCCCAAAGGACCUUCUUGCUGUAAACCACCUUUAUACUGACAAAGAACUUGAAAUUCCAGCAGAGGAAACAGAUUUUGUCUGUUUUGACACUGGAUAUGACAAGUUUGACAACUACGACGUAGAUUUGCUCUUAGACUUGUCAGUGAAGAAGAAUGAUAUUGAGAACAUUGGAACAUCUGACCAAAUCCAAGGGCCAGAGGGCACACAGAAAGAAACACAGCCAUCAGAGGAGGAAGCAUCCAAGAGUGAAGAACAUACUGAGCACCAUGAUAAAUCCGAGGAUCUUAAUAAAGUUGAUGAUAAAGCAGUAGAGGCCCAUACAGCAGCUACACCUGAUGCUACUGAAAGAGCUACAGAAGAACAAGAAGAAGAAGAAGUUGAGCAAAAACAUGAACCACAGUCAAUUCCUGAAAUGAUGCCAGAAAUGAGUGAAACCAAAGACACACCCACAACGCCUGAAGUGGAAUAUGUGCCUGUCGAUGAUGUUUCAGAAAAAGAAUCAGUCUUGGUGUCUGAAGGAGUGCAAAUUCCUGAGGUGAAAACUACCCUUGGAACAACUUUUGAUGCUGUCAUCACUGAAGAAGAAAUCACAAAUAAAGUUACCCCAUAUGAGGAUGAUGACAGCGAAGAGUUGGAAAAUCCUCCUGAAGAUGUUAUUGAUGUUGAAGAGGAAACUCCACUGUUGUCUUUCUCUGAAGAAACUGUGAACACUCUGGCAUCUGAUUCUCUUAAAAAAGAGGAAACUCUGCCAACAACACAAGAUGAUAUACCAAAGACAUCGGAGGAGGAGGAGAAGACCAUGUGGACGUCACUUGGAGAUGCUGUAUUUUCAGUUGUCACUGGGGGAGAGAUGACAUCACAAGAUUUGGAUGUAGAGGAGGACGAUGAUGAUGAGGAGGAGGAGGAGGAGGAGGAACAGGAAGAAGAAUCUCCUGCAAAAACCCCGCAAGGUUUUGAGGAAGCACAGAGAGAGCCACUACCAAAAGAAAUCCAAAAAGAGUUUAAGAACAUCCAGCAAGUCUUUCAAGAUCCUUCUCAUCCCAGCUCUGUACAGUCAGAUGCUGAAAUAAGUGACAGUCAGUCUGACAAGCUGUUGUUUGAUAAUGAGAAUGAUGGAGAAGUGAUAGGACAUGAGGAAGCUUGGGAUGAAACAUUAAAACUAACUGAUGAGCUGAUACACCAUCAAACAACAGUGAAUGUAGUAUCAGUAGAUCCAGAAUCACAAGAUGACACUUUAGGGAGCCCUGAGUCUGAAAAAUCUGAUGGUAAAACAACACAGGAACCCACUGAGGACAUAGAGGGGAUGUCUAUGGAUUCAGAGGUCAAAGAGGAUAAUGCAAAUACACAGAACAGCAGGGUUGCAAUAGAGCAAGAUUUAGACAACGCAUUAGAUGAAAACAGAAAAAGUAUCAAUCAAGAGCUGGCCAUUGAAAAUAAAGAAGAUCAGGACCUGCUCACUGAAGAGAGGAACUCAGAUCCUUCAGAGGUCAAAGAUGGUGAAAAUAUAGCAGAUGACAGCCUGCCAAAUGAAAUACACAAACAUUCAAUGGCUUUUUCAGAAAGUAAUAACAGUCAAACAGAACUACCUAUUGAGAAACCAGAGGUCCAUGAGGAACCACAUGCAGGGAAAAGAGAAGAUGAGAAAGCUGUUGCAAUGGAGGAAGAGGGAGAAGAAUUACUUGAAGAUGAAAAUGCACUUUUUUUCUCACAGUCAGACACUUCACCUGAAACUAGUCUACCCACUGUGUCAACUCCAGAGAUACAAUACAGUGAUAGUGUCAUGAGACUGAGUCUGCUGAGGGAACACUUCACAGAGGAAAAGAUGGAGCGGGUCCAAAAGCUUCUGGGUUUGAAAAAUCUCUUUAAAUUGGAAGCCAUGUUCUCUGAUCUGGACACAGAGUUGCAGGCUACCCGUCUGACACAUGCAGGGACUACGCAGGACAUUGAGAUUGCGCUUGAGGGUAUCUUUGAAGCCUCAGAGAAUGCUAUCUUGGAUGAGACUGAGAAGAUGCUUGACAGCCCGGACAGAAAACGCAACUAUGAUGAACAUAUGGACACAAGUAGUUUGGAUGAGGAAACUGAAAUACUGGAUGAUUUUCAGGAGCUUGCUUUCAGUCUACGACAGAAGUAUUCAACAGCCAGUGACAGUACACCAUUAGCAACAGGAAAACCAUCAGAGUUUGAGCAAGAUAAACAUGAAUUAGAUGGUAAAGAGGACACACCCCCUAUUGUUGAAGAAAAGUUUGACAGCAUUCCUGAAACCGCGAGCGAGAACAACCUCACGGUAACAGACCAUGAAGAAAGGCCAACUGAGAUUCAAGAGGAGCCGGUAGUUUUGGACAAGGUACCCACUGGAUUGGACAUCAGCGUGGAGGAGGAUGGUGGACACUUCAAUAAAAACAAAGACAAUCAGCCAGGCUUCAGCGAUUCACAUGAGAUGCAAAAGGUCUCUCAAGCCCCCCUGGAACAUCCCCUUGAAAUAGGCCUUGGUGUUGAGGUUGAGCAUUCACCCUCAGGUUCUAUGGACUCAAUGGAGCCCGUAUCUGAAAUGUCUGAAGAGGAAGUGGGACUGUUCUCAACUGGAAUUGUUUACACUGCCUGCAUCCUUUCAGUAAUCAAGAAUAAAACUUCAGAGUGGACCAUUUUGAUGAUUUCAUUAUUGCCAGAAGAGUGGAAACCAGGGGAAACUUUGUUUGGCUGUCCUUGGCAAGCUGUUGUCAUCACUGCUUUAGUUGGAGUUGUGACCUUCAUCCUAUUCUUCUGGAGGACUGUGUUGGCAGUAAAGAAGAGAGAAUACCUUGUGGACGAAAAAGGACUCACAGAGCAAAUCCAGGCACUUAAAAAAGAGAAGAAUGAUGCUCUCGCCAAAAUGUCUGAACUUCAGAGACAGACUGAUCAACUAAAAGAAAAUCAGAAACAGUCAAAGGAAACAGUGAGUUGUACAAUGAAAAGGAUGCAAGACCUUGAGAGUAAGGUUUUGGAGGCAGAAACACUAAAUGAGCACAUGGCUGAGGAAAAGAACAAAUAUGCAAAGCAGCUCAAAGAAGAGCAGGCAAACUCUCUCCAAAAUGAAACUAGAAUUGAAAAAUUAGAGAAGUCAAAUGAAAAGCUGCAGCUGAGCUGGAAAAAGGUUCAGGAAGCCCUCACUAAGACUACUGUUCUCCUGGAUGAAGCAAAGAUUCGUGAAAACGCCAGAAACGUUCAACACAAAUGUCGUGAAAAAGAUUUUGCUGCAUUAAAGGAUGAAAACAAAACCCUUAAGGCUACGAUUAAAGACUGGGAGGACAAACACAUGGAGCUAAACGACAAGAUUAAAGUCUAUCAAAAGUCCCAGAAAGAGCUGGAGGACUCGGUGGUGCUCAAAGAUCACAAUGUGGAGGUGUUGUCUGAACUUCUGGCAGACCUCGAUGCCUGUGAUUUGCAGAAAGGUGACACCAAAGUUUUAGCCAAUGGUGAAGUAGCACCUGAUAAGAAGACAGCCAUAAAGAGUAGAAUCAAACAGAUGAUGGAUGUUUCCAGGGUCCAGACCACUCUCACUGUAGUUGAAGAUGAACGUGAUCGCUUCAUGGCAAAACUGCUGCAUGAAGAAAAGUCUAGGAAGGCUUUGGAAGAACAACACCAAGAGCUGGAACAUGCAAUUGCAACCUUAAAAAGUGAAAAGGGCCAUGUGGAAAACCAGUUCAAGAUCCUCCAGCAGAAAAAUGAAAUCAUGGUUGAAAUGUACCAGCAGAAGGAAAAUGCUCUGCAGCAGAAACUAACAAAAGAGGAGUUGGAGCGACGCAGCAAAGAGAGUCUCCUGUCUGAGGUGGGAGGAAAAGCUGUUGAAGCCGAGGAGCAGGUUAAGGUCUUAAGACAGCGCAUCAAUGAAAUGGAGGAUCAGAUGAAAAAGACAGAGGAAGUCUAUAAAGAACAGAUAAAAGAACAGGAAAACAAAACUCAUUCAAACUGGGUGAAUGCUCGUAAUGCAGAGCGAGCUCUGAAUCAAGAGAAGCUUGAAUCAUCAAAGCUCCGUGAAAAACUGGCUAUACUUACUUCCCAACUCAACGAGCGCCGGGCUCCUCUCUUCAGGCCAAACUCUGGUCAGCCUGCAGGCCCUUGCCAAGGUGAUUCAUAUGGGCCCUCACCUGUUAGUGGGGGUGCACCGUCCCCUCCAUUAAUGAUAGAGGGUCCCAGGCGCCCUCCUUCUGCUCCAAUUGGGCGAAGAAUUGACCCGUAUGGUCAGCGAUCUCCAUCAGAGCCACACAGUCGUUACCCUGAAAACAAACACAUUCCUGGGAUGGACAUGAUGGGCCCUCGUAGCUCAUCACCAGCCAACUUGGAUGGAACUACACAAGUAGCAGAUCCACAGAUAAAAGCAGAGAGUCAGGCUGAGGACUCCACAGAGAGUCCCGAGCCAGGACCUGGAUCCUUUAUAGCAUCACCUAUCAGAGACUCACCUGGCCCUAUUGUCCAAGGACCUCCACCUGGCCCUGGACCCCACAAUCCACUGCUCCCUCCUGGAGCCCAUGGUCGUGUGCCACCACCUGGACCUUACAGACCACCACGACCUGGCCUUUACCACCUUCCACCUGGCCCUGCUCCUCCAAAUGUACUUCCUCCUUUGCAUGGACCUCCAUUACCAGCCAAUGGACACCCAGGUAUGCCCUUGGCUGGACCAGUAGGAGGAGAGUUUGGACCUCGACCUGCCAAUGGACAUACAUUCCACCCCAGACCAGGCCCUGUACAUGAUCCUCGUGGUCCACUACCACCACACUUCCGUCCCCCUCCACCUCAUUACUUUGGGCCGAUGCCUUCGCCACACGGUAUCCGUGGCCCUGUUGGACUACGUCCGCCCAUCCCUCCUGACAUGCGCUUCCCCGGGUCGCGCGAUCACACCAGUCCACCCCUGAACCUGCCUCCAGGUGUCCAUCCUCAUCCGGUACAUCCAGGUGAUGUGUAUGGUCAGGCUGCACCAAAUGCCCUCCAGAACUCAGCGGGAACUCACAAUGUCCUUGGACAGGAUGUGCAUGCGGAGCAGGAGGCCCUUCAGGACUCAGCAAGGCCAGCAGUGGCCAAGCCUUAAAAAUGCCACCAGCUACAUCAGAGGACUUGAACAGCCCUGUAUUCAAACCUAUUACAAUAACAAACCAGAAACAUUGGUCAUAACUGUUUCAUAUUUCUGUUAUAAAAACAAGUGCUAUGUUGAUUAAAAACAAUACCCUUAGAUUAAAGAAUCAAUAAUUGCGUGUCUGAAAUCAAUGAGUUGAGGGGGUUGCCACUUUUCUAAACAGCUUACUGUGCAAUAACACUUCAUUAUACUUAAGAGGAUUUUCAUUUGUGUUGAUCUUUUAAAACAAAUAAAUAGAAUGAUUUUUAAAGGGCAAUUUUUUAAAUGUCAUUUCCUGUGGAAAUUAUUUUAAAAAAGGAGGAAUAGGUGGGAGGUUUAGUUACUAGCAUUUCAGGAAUACCAUAAUUUCCCAAAGCUGUUGCUUUAGUAUGACCUGUAAAGCAAAUGUGUAAUUUGAUGGCCAAAUGUAUAACUUAUUUUACUAUGUUGGUAGAACUUUUAAUAAUAAAGAAUGUAAAAGCU
Stegastes partitus (bicolor damselfish) is the source of this 5891-nucleotide messenger RNA. It is a transcript of the gene mia3, whose product is annotated as MIA SH3 domain ER export factor 3. Gene Ontology annotation, molecular function: protein binding. The transcript has 28 exons. The coding region runs from base 45 to 5384 and encodes 1779 amino acids. Lineage: Eukaryota; Metazoa; Chordata; Actinopteri; Pomacentridae. Gene Ontology annotation, biological process: protein secretion; vesicle cargo loading; endoplasmic reticulum to Golgi vesicle-mediated transport. The record is from RefSeq and is a predicted model, not a curated record. Gene Ontology annotation, cellular component: endoplasmic reticulum membrane; endoplasmic reticulum exit site.